This is a messenger RNA of Zootermopsis nevadensis, 1272 nucleotides long. RefSeq names its product ras-related protein Rab-24. Gene Ontology annotation, molecular function: GTPase activity; GTP binding. The record is from RefSeq and is a predicted model, not a curated record. Lineage: Eukaryota; Metazoa; Arthropoda; Insecta; Blattodea; Termopsidae.
ACCAGUGGAAUGAAAGAUCGUAUUGUAUAUUUAUAGUAGUUAUCUGUUAUGUGAUUCAUGUAAUGGAUAGUGUUUUUAGUACAAACUAUUGUUAAUCACUUUUUCUUAUAAUGAGCAAAGUGGAUUUGAAGGUUGUCCUCCUGGGUAGCACAUGUGUAGGAAAAUCUAGCUUACUUGAACGAUAUGUGUACGAUCGUUUCAGAGGGGGUGUUCCCUAUCAAAACACAAUCGGAGCUGCAUUUGCAGCUAAGGAAGUUGAAUCACAUGGAAAGAAAUUUUUUAUGGGAAUAUGGGACACCGCUGGCAGUGAAAGGUAUGAGGCAAUGAGUCGUAUAUAUUAUCGAGGAGCUAAGGCAGCCAUAGUAUGCUAUGACAUCACUGAUCGGCCAUCUUGGGACAAAGCAGAUUUCUGGAUAAAUGAACUUAGAAGAAUUGAAGAGAACUGUAAAAUUUACCUGGUGGGAACGAAACUGGACGUCAUAUCAGAUAUUUCAGAGCGAGCAGUGGGAUUGGAUAUGGUCGCUCGAUACUCAAAACGCAUUGAGGCACCGUUUAUUGAAACAUCAAGCAAGACAGGAGAAAAUGUUGCGGAGCUCUUCCAGAUGAUAGCAGAGGACUACAUGUUGAACCCUGAGAACGUACGACAAGUCGAGGAAAGCAUAAAGCUGAGUGCCCGUAAUAAGCGUGGAAGCUGCUGUCUGGUGUCAUCAUGACUGCAGUCUGGGUCAUGUUCCUGCGAAAUUUGUAAACAGUGCUGAAAGUAUUGAUGGAAAUCAAGUCACAUGCAGACAGAACUGUUAGGAGUUUCUUUGGCUGGACUGCUUUGUGUUUGUUACCAGCAUGAAGUGUCUCGCUAUAGAUCAACAUAAAUCAUGCACAGUAUUGUAUAACAUUGUUACAUUUUGAUUUCACUGACAUAAAAUGAAUUUUACAUUGUUACACUGUGUAGAAAGUUUGCAUAUUGAAAGUUAGAUUUAUGUCAUUUAAAACAUUUUCAUUAUUAUUAUUGUUAUGGCACUGUGAAAUUUAAUAUUUAUACAGAAAAUCUGAAAUCUAAUUAUAUCGACCUGAAUUUAUAAAUAUAAUGAACUAAAAAGCUAUUAUACCCGGUGAUAUUUGCUAUUCAAAUAAAUAUGUGAAUAUAGGUAUUUUUAAAUACCAGGCCAAGUAUUGAGAUAACAGAUAAGCUCAAAAUAUUGCCCCUCUCUACUCGACUGAUCGAAUAUGCCCACCAGAAUAGUUGUUACACUCGCAGUGUUAAAAAUGUUAUAA